UAAGUCGGAUGUAUAGGUUGGCAUGUGUUUGUGCAGCUCUCCCGUUUCAGGGCACGUUUAUUUGAUCAGUAAUCACAUUCUCUUCAGGAACUUUUGUUUAUGUUCAUGCCCUUCAGAUUCGUCUGUCGUAGCCUUCUAUGGCGAACGGCAUCAGUUCCCAGGGAACGUCUUUCAGCGAACGCACAGAUGGUGGACUCAAGAUAUUUCGUCAACAAACAGCGCACAGCACUAGUAGUGUGUAUUUUUAGAAAAAUAGAACCAUCUACUGCAUGGAUAUCGUACAUACCACACAACGGCCUUAGUUUCCUUUUCCUUUACAAAACGUACGAGAGUGUCAAAAACAAAAUCAUUGCGACACAGCAGCGACGGUGGCAAGCCCUCAGUGAAUACUGUCAGUGGCAACUGUGGGAUCGUGAACCUGUCUUUGUUGAGCACGAAUACGAUCAAGAGAGAGCAGCGCAGAGAUCAAUGUCUGCGACAUUAAACACUACAGCCCCUACGAUGAGCCUGCUUGUUCACUAUCACUCUCCUUCACCACAUGUGCCUGCAGGUGCAGGUGCAAUGCACUCACAAGAAGUCGGACUUGAGUUCGGCCCCAGCAUCCAUAAACCCUAUUACGCCCAAGGGGGGCCAAUGAGAGCCGACAGUGGAGUGUGCAGCAACGUGAACAAGAAGAAGAGCCAUGUUCGAUCAUCAUUAACGGAGGCAGGGUGGACACCGACGGGCAGGGCUACGCUGAACAAGGAUAGCCGAAGACGACAGGGAGGGGAGCGCUCAGCGGAGCCUAGACCGGAUGCGGAGUUGGACCUGGCCCGUGAGCCAAUAAUGAAAUCCGAUAGGGCUGAGAGGUCCUCCUCUCCUUCUCCUCCUCCUCCGCCAGAGAUAACGUUAUCACUGUCUUCAAACACACAGUUGACAUCUUGUGCAGCAUCCAUGCUAUGCGUGCCUUCUUCCUCUUCUCUCCAUUGCCCUUCUUCGAUCAGCUCUAUACCACAUAGCCCUCCUCUGCCGCCCUCAUCUUCAUCCCCACCACCUACAGCACCAGCACUCAACUCAUGUUUUAUCGCCAGUCCAAGCAUGCCAGUCGCAACACUCUCGCCUCCAUGCUCUCAGUCGCUCACAGCCAAAUGCUCGAAACCACACCCUGACUGUCCGCCGUCGCCGUCGGUCCUGGCAUCGUCUCUGCAGACGGUGAGAUAUGCCAGCGAGCGUGGUAGGCACCUGGCUAGGCAGUCAAGGACAAGUCUCCACAGACUGCUAGACUCAGUCAUGGACAGUACCCCGCCCUCACUGGCAGAGUCCAAUUCCAGGCACUAUUUUUAUUCCGAAAAUAAUUGCUCGUCCAAUAUCAACACAGCCCCUGGAUCGUCUGCUAUCACCUCAUCGCACACUGCAAUCAUAUCAGCACACCGACCGACGAUAGGUCCACGAGCGAGUACCAAAGCCAAGUUCUUUGUCUGCGACGAGGACAGUGAGGAGGAAUUAGAGACAGGAUCUUUGGAUCAAGAUAUUGACCGGGGCACAGGCGCCCUUCAAGCAAUGCCGAAUAUGGAACCCAAAUGCGACCGUGGUCAGGAGCGCGUACAUGGCGAUCAGAGUGAAUUCGAAGACGAUAAAAAGAGCUUUCCCGGAUUGGCGGUACCACAUACUCACCACCGGAUAUACUUCCAGCACCCGUCGAUUGCUUGCGCUUCUGGGGUGGAGGGGAGGAGGCAGUCGCUGCUCUCAGAUUUGUUUAUGGCAGAAAAACUCUUGGCGGCUCAGCGCGCAGCAUUAAACAAAGGAGCACAGGGCAUUGCGGCACAGAAGACUCCAUCGACAUUGUCAAAUUCGUCCUCAUGCUGCCACAGCACUGCAAAUUCCGAUGGAGAGGCUUCACCAUCCAAGACUACUUUGCUUCACCAGCAUUAUCGCUCAACUCGGGAACAGCCGCACCAGACAAUAUCUGAAUUAGAACAUCAGUUCCUUCAAUCCAACCAAAGCCAGCGUUUUGGCGAUCAUCUCCCUGCCCAGCAGCAUGACGAUCUGGUUGUGACCAAGGAUGUAACCAGUUAUGACAGGACGCCUAGCUCGCCCUUGAGGAGGACCAAAAAAUCCAUGUUCAAGAAGCUGGACGAGCUGGCAGUGGAUACUGCGCUCACGGAGGACACUUCAGAAAGGGCGGCAUAUCUCUCGCCAGCAUCCUUGCCACAGUUUGCGCCACCUUUAUCCAUUCCAUUUCCAGUCGCGCCAGCAACAACUGCAUCCGACAAAGCCAUUUGUAAAACAAAUCUUGUAACAACAUUACCAUCAGCUUCUGCACUUCCCCCAUUCAAGUGCUCAACCAAACAAAAUAAUCUCUCCACUCCACCAUCAUCCGCAGUCAAGACCUGCCGCUGUACACCGGCGACGCCGACCACAACUACUGCCUUUGCGACUGCGACAUCGAAAUACACAGCGACUGCGUCAUCAGAAUCUGCCGCGAGUAUCGCUGCCGCUGCUGCCAAUUCUGUUGGCGGAGGGGGCGUGUUUUCGGGCUGGUCCCGAGUAUAUCAUGUCCAGACACAGGUCCAUUCGUUGUAUGGACAGUUGACUUCAUCCAUUCAGCGCGCACUUUCGACUGCUACGGCAACGUAGGAAGCCAUUCAGGAAUAAACACAUACAGCCACGUAGCUAUUCAAAGACAGCUACAUUACAUUCAUACUCUUUGUUUUAUUAGGAAUGGUAAUUCCAGGCAGAUAAAAUUGCUUCCUGCAUGAAGAAAUGGCACUGGCAUCAGAAAUAGUACUAGAGCGCUCCGCAAAGUGAACAAAGGGAAAUGCCAUGGAGGAAAGAUAGGUUUUAUUGACCUAGAUAGCCAUACGACCAGCACAGUUUGCAGCAAAGCCUAGAAUAGACAGCUUGAUUAACGUGAUGGGUAGUACCGAGUAAGAACUAGAUGAUCUGCCUGGAAGCAAGGUUCUACUUGUUAUGAGGAUAGAGA
This is a messenger RNA of Gamsiella multidivaricata, 2962 nucleotides long. RefSeq lists its product as uncharacterized. The transcript is spliced from 2 exons. Lineage: Eukaryota; Fungi; Mortierellomycota; Mortierellomycetes; Mortierellales; Mortierellaceae. Bases 100 to 2616 code for a protein of 838 amino acids. The record is from RefSeq and is a predicted model, not a curated record.